This is a messenger RNA of Haliotis rubra (blacklip abalone), 627 nucleotides long. RefSeq lists its product as uncharacterized. The record is from RefSeq and is a predicted model, not a curated record. The transcript has 3 exons. Lineage: Eukaryota; Metazoa; Mollusca; Gastropoda; Lepetellida; Haliotidae. The annotation marks the transcript as partial.
AAGAUAAUAGAACAAUGAACCCGGGAAGGACGAACCGUCUGUUGUGUGUGUUGGUGUUAUAUAAUGGGGGCGUGAGUUGUGCCUCACGUCUCAUAACCUUCUCUAGACUGACUACACGUUACCAUGGACAGACAUGAACUUCUUACCUGCAUCAUCCACAUCAUUUUGGUUGUCAUGGUUCCCAUAAAAGCCUCGAAAAGAAGCGAAUCCUGCUUUAUACACCAGUCGACCCAAGUAUGCUCCCGUCAUCGACUCAGGUGUGCUGGUGGUUAUAAAAUUAGAAUCAAUGGAACAUUUUAUGUUGCUAAAAGUGAUACAUUAAAGUGUUUGGACUUACCGCUCAACUGCACCUCUAACAAUCUACCAAACUGCUGCAAACUGGCACGCGGAGAUCUAAAUCGUCAUGUUUUCAACACCACAGAGAGUGAGAAAAUCAAAAGUCUUUGUUCGAAUAAGGCGUACUGUGAGUUUCCUGCUCCACGAACCCCAAGCCUAAUUUUCUCUGUGGUUACGUAUGACUGUAUUGAAGGCGAAACCACAGGAAUUGAUGUCGGCGUUGCCAUCGCUGUUGCAGUGGUCACCAUUUAUGGAAUCUUAAUCGUCAUUUUCCUGUGCUAUUUAGAAAAG